GCAGGCGCGUACGCACGCCUGAAUAAGAUGGCGUCGGAUUAAUUCCAAGUUUGAAUUAAAUUUCGAAUUACAUAGUGUUUGAAUAUGCGUUAAAUACUUCAAAGAAUCGCUUUGGCUGCGUAAAGAAACUAUAGCGAUAAUAGCGUGCGCCUGACGCCGACUCUUAUCGGUCUCGUUUCCAGGACAUUGAUUUUUGCUCAGUGCUACACAAGUCAUACAUGUUUAUAACAUCGUAUUACAGUUAUGACUUUGUAUUUUAUGUGCUUGAAGAAUUAGGAGAUUUAUGGAUUUUAAUCUCAUCAAAAUGGCACCAAGGAAGCAACAGUGAGACAACACAACAAAACGCAGCCUAGAAGGCUCAUUCCCGGUAAGGUUCGAGCGCGGAUCCCUCGCGGUCGACCUUACUAAACAGGUGAGGCGGCGACGCCACACAGAACAUGCUACUAAGAUUGCCGUGCCCCUUUACGCAGACGUCGCUCGCAAGUCUACGACAAGCGCCCGCAUCCGGCCACUCCGCCGGGCCGGCCUGGUGGACCAUGAUGAACGGGGUCGGCGGCGCGCUGUACGAGGAACCGCACGCGUCGCCCCCCGGAGGCUCGCCCCCGGCCGCGCCAGCCGCCGCGCCCCCCUCCGCCUCCAGCGCCUCGCCGGCCUCCGUGGGCUCCAAUCCUCCGCAACCGCCCCUGCACAUUCCGGCCAAGCGGUACGAGCCCGAGCCCGGGGUCAUACGGCACGCGCAGCAGCCCUGGGGUUACCCGCCGGACGCUCCGGCCUCCUUCGAGCAAUAUCCCACCGGACCUACGUAUUACAACCUGCCCGUGGAAAGGGAGCGGAAGUCUACGCUGCCUUUCUGGCCAACGAGUAGCGGGGAAUAUAAGCCGUAUGCUGACGGUGCUUGCCACCAGGGCUUCUCGCAACCCUGUUGGAACUACCCGUAUGGGGCGCCGAGGAGCGAUCAACCCCUACCCUAUGUCAGUGGAGACGAGCGCCGGACGGCCGUCUCCGAGCCCUCCAGCUUCUCCCACGACGCGUACGGCCUCCGGAACUACGCACCUGAGUCCGUCUCUAGCGCGCCGUACCCGCCACCAGGAUCCCUGCCAGGUUCCCUGUCUAUGUCUGUGGGAGUUGGAGUCGGCUGCGGAUCAUCAAAUCCCCUCGAUUGGACAGGUCAAGUGACGGUUCGCAAAAAACGCAAACCUUAUUCAAAAUUCCAAACCCUCGAACUAGAGAAAGAGUUCCUUUUUAAUGCUUACGUGUCGAAACAGAAGAGGUGGGAGCUGGCAAGGAAUUUAAACCUAACGGAGAGACAAGUGAAGAUAUGGUUUCAGAAUAGAAGGAUGAAAAAUAAGAAGAAUUCGCAGCGGCAAGCGGCCCAGGCCGCGCAGAACAACAACAAUAACUCGAAUGCGAAUAACCACAACCACCACGGGGGUCACCACCACGCGCCGCACCACGUGGCUCUUCACCAUGCGGCGCCCACCAAACACCAUCAGUGACCCGCGCCCUUCUCUGGGACUUACCCCCUUCACCACGGUAUAGCCAGCUAAAUCUGAGAACCGGGAAGGAAAAGUUCCAUAGGACUAAAGUGUGAAAGUGGUCGUAGCUCGAAAGUUUCAAGGAUUUGUUUACGUCCAUUGAAUGUUACCCGAUAGACUCUACGGACGCUGUACUCGCUAUGCCGUUCUUAUAACGUAAAGUGGACAUUUCGCCGUCAGGCGCGCCGAGUCCCAGAGAAUCUCCUAGUAAGAUAAUCAUGUGUUGUCGAUUUGUGUAUAGUAUUAAUUACGAAAUUAUGUUCUGUAAUUUUAACGAGACUAAGGUACAUGAGUAGAUAACGAUUCCUGAUAUUAAUAAUGUCUAGUUUAACGCUGACUUAUGUAUUUGAAAACUUAUUUAAGUACGAAUUACGAUUAUUAAAGACGUCACCGAUGGAUUAUAGUUUCUAGAUAGUUUAUUGAAAAUUUUGUAAAAUAUUUUGUGAGACUGCUUAUUGUUGUAUUCGUAACGCUGUUCAGAGGGUGAUUAGUCAUAAUCAGUUAACUUUUAAUUUCGUUACCAAAUUGUUGAUCUUCUCGGGUUGCUUUGGUGGCAGUUAUACAACUAUUCACGUGUAUGUUAUGAUGCAUGAAUUAGUACAUAGCGGCGGCUGUUGGCUGCCAAGUAAGUAGCUAUUGCUACCAUCGACGCAUCGACAAUGUCUACGAUGUAUUACAGCAUAAGCAGAUAGUAACCACAUUAUGAUCAAAUAUUUAUUACUGUUUAAUUUCUUAUCGCAUUAUUCGUAAAUUUUGUUAUUUAAAUUAUGGAUUUCUGAAAAAGCUUUAACUCGGUUCCAGUAGAAUUAUUCAUUAAGUUACUGUUAUGACAUUUUUAAAUAUUGAAGUUGAUGUUAUAAUCAAUUAAUUAAGUAAUAUGGGCAAGUGCAUUAAUAUUGUCCCCUAUUGGUUCGUGUACUGUUCGCUUUAGCCUCUCUUAUUACUUUUUAUUUUUGUUUUAGUUAAAUAUUUUAUUAUUUAUUUAUACAUCACAAUAUAUAAAUCGUCUACAUCGAACGAGUUGUUUACGUUAGGUACAAAGUGUACAAAAAAUUACUUUAUUUUUUACAUUAUUAACUUAACGGUAUAAAGUCAUCCCAGUUUAGGAUAUCAUCUAAGUAUUUAGCUACCUACAAUCUUCCCUAUUUUAUCGUAUAAUAUCUAUAUAAUAAAUGUUUUAUUGUAAACUUAGUAGUUUACUCAGAUCUAAUUCAUUAAAUCUGUAUUGUCCCGUAAUUAUAUAGAAUAAUUAGAUGUUUUUGUACAAAAUGGCGACCUCGUCUAGGAAACCGAAUUUCCCUUUGCAAUGCUUGAGGAAAUAAACUUAGACGAACCGACUCGUUUCUAAGCUCAGAAUUGUGUCAUAAUAUUAAUCUAUCAUUGUCUUAAUAAACAGACAAGAUUUUGUUAUUUCCCCUUUAUCUGAAAAGCAAGUAUUAUGAGGUUAUUUGCUAUUUUGAGCUAAUAAAACAUAUUAAUAUCUUUAAAUUGGCCAAGUACUUAUUUAAAAGAGCAUUCUGUACCGAAGAACUUGCUUCUCAGAUGACGUAGGUAUCCUCCAGUUAAAUAGCUUCUCUGUAUAUUCAACAUUUCAGUAGAUUUACACCUAGAACCAUACUUACCUAAACUAUGUAAUAAUUAAAGGUCUCGUAAUUCUUAUUGUACAGAUAAAUUAAUGUAGUUAAUCACGCCAGAAAAUGUGAAGUUUUGUUAAGUAUAAUGUAUAAUUAAAAAUGAAUGUGCUCUCGACAGUUUGAUGACGAAUUUAGAAAAGAAUGUAUGAAAGGAGAAAAAAUUAAAUACU
Amyelois transitella is the source of this 3339-nucleotide messenger RNA. RefSeq names its product homeobox protein abdominal-B (gene Abd-b). Gene Ontology annotation, cellular component: nucleus. The record is from RefSeq and is a predicted model, not a curated record. The transcript has 6 exons. Bases 438 to 1496 code for a protein of 352 amino acids. Gene Ontology annotation, molecular function: RNA polymerase II cis-regulatory region sequence-specific DNA binding; DNA-binding transcription factor activity, RNA polymerase II-specific. Lineage: Eukaryota; Metazoa; Arthropoda; Insecta; Lepidoptera; Pyralidae. Gene Ontology annotation, biological process: anterior/posterior pattern specification; regulation of transcription by RNA polymerase II; proximal/distal pattern formation.